Messenger RNA from Aspergillus nomiae NRRL 13137, 589 nucleotides. Its product is annotated as mago nashi family protein. The record is from RefSeq and is a predicted model, not a curated record. Gene Ontology annotation, biological process: RNA splicing. The annotation marks the transcript as partial. Gene Ontology annotation, molecular function: ATP binding. NCBI's taxonomy places the organism in Eukaryota, Fungi, Ascomycota, Eurotiomycetes, Eurotiales, Aspergillaceae. Gene Ontology annotation, cellular component: nucleus; exon-exon junction complex. The transcript has 6 exons.
UGGAGAGAGCCUGGAGAAGAUGUCGACACAAAAUCAGAACGAACCCUUCUAUCUUCGCUACUACUCAGGUCACUCUGGGCGGUUCGGACAUGAAUUCUUAGAAUUUGAUUUCCGUACCCUUGGUGAUGGUCGCAGUGCCGCCGUGCGGUACGCAAACAACUCCAACUAUCGCAAUGACUCGCUUAUCCGCAAAGAAAUGUGUGUGAGCUCGUCGAUGAUUCAGGAGAUCAAGCGGAUUAUUAGGGAGAGCGAGAUCAUCAAGGAGGACGAUUCCAAGUGGCCCCAGAAGAACAAGGACGGACGACAGGAACUCGAAAUCAGACUUGGAAAUGAACAUAUCUCCUUUGAAACCGCGAAAAUCGGUUCGCUGGUGGAUGUGACCGAGUCCGCAGACCCAGAAGGUCUUCGGGUUUUUUACUACCUUGUCCAGGAUCUUAAAGCUUUCAUUUUCUCUCUUAUUUCUCUUCAUUUCAAGGUAAUACCAGAUUCUCUGAAGUUCGAGGACACCGCUCUGACCGUGAUUUUCCGCCUCGCAGAUCAAGCCUAUCUAAACCGGUACUUCACAAAUGACAUGGGGCUGUUCAAUUAA